CUCUUCUCCACCUGUGUGCAUCUGUCAACAACCUUCAAUUGCAGAUAACUAACAUCUGUAUCUCUCGAUUCUCGUGCCGAUCUUGUCGUUCGAAGAAGUUGAACCUGAACACUCGAGUUCUCUGUCUGUCCGCGAUUCAAUCCAACGCGAGGUCUGGUCACCGGCCCCCUCGAAAACCCAACCGAGUUUAUUUCACCUCUUGGUCCAAGAAAAAGAGAUACUUGCCCUCUCAAAAACGGAUUAACUUCCCCGGCGAACCUUGGAAUUCAGAUACACCGAACCGGAACCGCGUUGUUCAGGAAAUUUUUGCCCUCACGUUGAAAGAUCGUUUGCGGUGUGAAGAAAUAGCUAUUGUUGCGCGUGGAGUUGCUUGGCUUCUUGUCGCGACGACCAGAUUGUGACAUCGAACUACACCUCCUCUCUCGAUCUCGAGCGAUUGUCCAAAAUAUAAUUCCAGUUUCCCCGUCGGCGAACACAAUCCUACGUUACUUGUCCUGUGGAAGCUGGUUUUGAGCGUUGCUAUCUCGAUAUCCCGAUCUCUGCGUGUCAGAGAACGUACAUAGCCCUCCCCCCUUCCCUGUUACCCAAUUGAAGACCCUCGGUGCCGCCUGCCUGGUCUGAGCGAUUCCCUCUAUAUUCCGUCAACGUGGCUACGCUUACGAUCUCCCCGCCCGGAAUGGGGGCGGCUUUUGACGCACUUAGUAUGCAACAAUCCUUAGGGCAACGAAGACCGGCCUCUGCAACCUUCCCCAGCUUUGAACUCCCCAACCCCCAGGCCCAGCAGUCGUCCCAGCCGAAACAUCCACUGCAUUCGAGUGUAAACGCAGGGCAGCCUACCAUAGGCGGUGUAAAAGUCGGAAAUCUUUUAACCCCACCAGAGAACUCAACAUCGGAUACUCCUGGCCAAGUUCAGCCAUAUUCACAAGCUUACUGGCCAACGGCCUCAUACAGUCUUGCUCCUGGUCGCAAUACUUCACACUCAUCAGCGAUGCCGGACAGCCUAGCACCAUCUUACGGUCAAAACGCCGUGUAUCCUUCUCCGCUUUCUCCCUCGCCAGCACUCUCUGCUUCCUCAGCUCAGCAACAAGCUCACGACCAGCAGCAGCCACAAUCUCAAAGCCAGCAACCACCACAGCACCCUCCUCAAUCACACCAACCUCCAAUGGCCCAGAGCUACACGAACCCAACCAGCGGGCCUAUCCAACCGCAAUCUGCAUCCCAGGCAAAUCAUCUUGAUCCUUAUGGGCAAAAAUAUGCUUAUGGAGGUUCACAACAUUCCCCAACUCCAUCAAACUACAACCUUUUCCAGAGUGGGCCGUCUUCAGUACACCCCUCAAGCUCCAGUGCAUCAUCUGCAAGGGUGCCCGGAAUGCCAGUCCCUUAUCCUCUCGAUACUCAACAGCCGCUACCACAAUUUACACGUCCGUACCCGUCCUACUCGCUUCCGGCUAUGAACGGCCCCGUUAUGAGCAACAUCCAUAGCCCUAACAAUCAAAUGGCGCUAAUAGGCUCCAUGCAACCCAACCUUCUUCCUGGCUUCAGUAGCGGUCAUGCUGCUAGUUUACAUCAUGUGUACAGCGGGCAUCCCCAUCCGCACGCACAUCACUUUAAUAGUCUUGUUCCACCUCCACAAAAUGACCGACCAUUCAGAUGUGAUCUGUGCCCACAAAGCUUCAAUAGAAAUCAUGACUUGAAACGACAUAAGAGGAUACAUCUGGCUGUAAAGCCAUUCCCGUGCCAUCAUUGUGACAAGAGCUUCUCUAGAAAGGAUGCCCUCAAGAGACACAUUCUUGUGAAAGGCUGUGGCAAAGACCCUGCAUCUGACACAAGUACCUCUUCAAGCACAACCAGGUCAACUUCAGCAUCAGUUGUGGGUACGGCUGUGAAAAAGUGAAGAAAUGUGCAACGCUAUGCUUCUAUUGUUAGACCAUGUCAUCGCGAUAAUAACACGGUUAACGCUGAUAAAAUUCAAUCCACCCGAUAUCCGUUUAGCGAAGAAAUUUCUUUUGUCUUUUGAUUCCUCCACCAAUAUCAAUUUCAUAAUUUGAUUCCCCAACGUGGUUUAUAUGAUUGCUAUGAUCCGCAUUUCUGUUAAUUUUGUGCCCGCAGCAAUAAUUUCUUUUAAUUUUAUGUCCCUACUUCUUGCUGCUAUGCCUUUUUUUUCUGGGCGGAGAAGUUUACAGAUGCACCCAUUCGCAUAUGUCUUUUGACAAGGGAGUUGUUGCGUUGUGAAAGAUGUGCUUUUAUCAGUGGUCCGCAGUCAUUGUGGCGCAUUGGGUGUGUCCCCUUUUUGGGUAUCCUAUCUAGCUUCGUCCUUGUUGGCUCCUUGUUGAGCUUGUUUUCUGGGUGCUCUAAAACAGUUUUAUUCAUAUUUCUCUAUUACCUAAUUUUAAUUUUAUACUUCUUUUCUAAUCAUUUUUGGAUUUCUUGACUGCUGAUACUAUAUUUAUAUUAAUUUUCUAUUCUCUCCGAGAGGUAUUUACCGUGGAUAAACCCUUUUUUUUUAUCCCCGCCUUUUUAUUGGCUCGAGCGCGGAAUUUGUUUUGCUGGAGGUAGUGUUCUUAAUUUUGAAUUUCUUCUUGCCAAAUACCCUUUUGCUUUAUAUAUACCUCGCCGGAGUUCUUCGUUGACAUCUUGUGACCAUGUUGCAUUUUCAACAGCGCCGGCUUCUCCGGCAUACCAUUAUGGUUCCAAUAGUUGUGAUACCCCGGAUAU
Messenger RNA from Coccidioides posadasii C735 delta SOWgp, 2715 nucleotides. RefSeq lists its product as uncharacterized. NCBI's taxonomy places the organism in Eukaryota, Fungi, Ascomycota, Eurotiomycetes, Onygenales, Onygenaceae. Gene Ontology annotation, biological process: embryo development; urogenital system development; regulation of transcription by RNA polymerase II. The record is from RefSeq and is a predicted model, not a curated record. Gene Ontology annotation, cellular component: nucleus. Gene Ontology annotation, molecular function: RNA polymerase II cis-regulatory region sequence-specific DNA binding; DNA-binding transcription factor activity, RNA polymerase II-specific.